GAAAUAAACGAGCCAAUGGAUCACAGUUGUGGACAACAGUCGUAUAAACCCUAAUAAUGGUUCCCGCCAUCCCAAAUCCUUCACCACCAUGUGGCCGUCAAUACAAUUACGUAACGUAGUCACCGUUCUACACGAUACUCCCGAGAUCUGGUCUGAGCUGCUAAUCAGAGGUGUCCUCCUCAUUCUAGUGUGCCUUAUGCACGUCAACGUUCCUCCCUACAUGUACCGCCUUACUUCUGUUGAUUUUGAUAAUUACAGGCGCCCACGAAGAGACUCAAUCGUGCCUCUAUGGAUCAUGAUAGCUAUAGUUAUCGUAGUCCCUCUAAUGUUCUUUACUUACUCUGCGGUAGUCUCCAGAAAUUAUGUAGAUUGCACCCAGUGUUUUCUCGCAUGGACCCUCGCUCUAUCAAUAAACGCCUUCAUCACAGAAAUAAUAAAACUCGCAAUCGGACGACCGCGGCCUGAUUUCUUCUACCGCUGUUUCCCAGAUGGUAAAAUGACCGAGAAAUUGACCUGUGCUAAAGUGACUAAAGAUGUUAUCGACGGCAGGAAGUCGUUUCCUAGCGGACAUAGUAGUUUUUCGUUUUGUUCGAUGGGGUUCCUAAGUUUGUGGCUAUACGGGCGGCUGGGAGCACUGAAAAGUGGGCAUGAGCGGGUGCUGGCGGUGCUGGCGUGUAGCGUGCCCCUGAUGUUGGCGGCGAUGGUGUCCAUCAGCAGGUGCUUCGACAAUCACCACCAUUGGGAAGACGUUGCUGCUGGCUCCCUGAUUGGUUUCGUCUCCUCCUAUACGUGUUACGCUCUAUAUUACUACCCUCUGCGUUCGGACUUAUCUGGAUACCCCUGCAUUGUCCAUGAGGAGGACAUUACCCAAGAAACUCGCAAUUCGUCGACUAGACAAGACUCUGUGGAAUAUGAAAACGGAAGAAUCCAAAUCAAAGAAAUAAAAGCAUAAACUUUAUACUAGCG
Molecule: messenger RNA, 966 nt
Organism: Hyposmocoma kahamanoa
Lineage: Eukaryota; Metazoa; Arthropoda; Insecta; Lepidoptera; Cosmopterigidae
Product: phospholipid phosphatase 5-like
Exons: 1
Coding region: 89-952 (287 amino acids)
Biological process (GO): phospholipid metabolic process
Molecular function (GO): phosphatidate phosphatase activity
Source: RefSeq, a predicted model, not a curated record